UGGAGGGCAUGCAGGGCGCUCCGGCCGUGCGCCGUGGUCUUGGCGCGGUCCCCGGGGACCCGGGCCUGCGGCGGGGGCGGGGGCGUCUCCUACACGCAGGGCCAGACCCCAGAGCCCCAGACGCGAGAGUAUUUUUAUUAUGUGGAUCAUCAGGGCCAGGUGGGCCGGGAGCGUGGCCGGAGCGGGUGCACCGGUUAGAGAGCUUUUCCUGGAUGACUCCAAAAUGAAGAACUUCAUCACCUGCUUCAAAGACCCACAGUUCCUGGUCACCUUCUUCUCCCGCCUGAGACCCAACCACAGCGGUCGCUACGAGGCCUCUUUCCCCUUCCUCUCGCCCUGCGGCAGAGAGCGCAAUUUCCUGCGCUGCGAAGACCGGCCGGUGGUCUUCACGCACCUGCUGGCCUCGGGCUCCGGGCCCCCGCGUCUCUCCUAUUGCGGCGGCGGUGAGGCCCUGGCCGUGCCCUUCGAGCCGGCGCGUCUGCUGCCUCUGGCCGCCAACGGCCGCCUCUACCACCCCGCGCCAGAGCGAGCGGGCGGCGUGGGUCUGGUGCGCUCCGCCCUAGCCUUCGAGCUUAGCGCCUGCUUCGAGUACCCGCCCGGCGCGCCCGCGCUGCCCUCACACGUGCGCUGGCAAGGCCGCCGCCUCGCCCUCACCAUGGACCUGGCCCCGCUGCUGCUCGCCGCCUCGCGGCCCUGAG
Messenger RNA from Neofelis nebulosa (Clouded leopard), 698 nucleotides. RefSeq names its product chromosome 14 C8orf82 homolog (gene C14H8orf82). The coding region runs from base 140 to 697 and encodes 185 amino acids. Lineage: Eukaryota; Metazoa; Chordata; Mammalia; Carnivora; Felidae. The transcript has 3 exons. The record is from RefSeq and is a predicted model, not a curated record.